AUGGAGAGUGUCGACCAACUCUGCUUUCCAAAACUCAACGCCUCCUGCAGAAAGCCGACCCUCCACUGGACGAACGCUGUGCUCAUGAACAUUGUGCUCUCAUCCGUCUCUCUGAUCACCGCAGUUCUAAACCUGCUCGUCAUCAUCUCCGUCUCCCACUUCAGGCAACUCUACACACCCACUAACAUCCUCCUGCUCUCUCUGGCUGUCUCAGAUUUCCUUGUCGGCUUCCUGCUGAUGCCGGGAGAAAUCUACCUAAGAACAGGGUGCUGGUUUCUCGGUGACAAUGUGUGUUCCCUCUAUAAUCACGUUUCCUUCAUCAUUACCUCCGCUUCAGUGGGAGACAUGGUGCUCAUAUCAAUCGACCGCUACGUGGCUAUUUGUGACCCUCUGCAUUAUCCCACCAGAGUCACUGUGACAAAAGCCAAGCUGUGUGUUUUUCUGUGUUGGCUCUGCUCUGUUUUCUACAGCAGUGUCAUUUUGCAUGAUGACCCGAGGCAUCCAGACGAGCACAACUCCUGCUACGGAGAAUGUGUGCUCGUCGUCAGCUACCUUGCAGGAGUCGCUGACCUUCUUUUCACCUUCAUCGUUCCCAUUUCUGUCAUCGUAGUUCUGUAUUUGAGGGUGUUUGUGGUGGCUGUGUCUCAGGCUCGUGCCAGGCGCUCUCAUGUUACCGCCGUCACCCUCCAGCUUUCAGUGACUCUAACGACAAAAAAAUCGGAGUUAAAAGCAGCCAGGACUCUGGGGGUUCUAAUAGUCGUGUUUCUAAUGUGUUUCUGCCCGUAUUACAGUGUCUCUUUAGCUGCCGAUGAGUCCCUCAGCAGCUCGUUGGCAUCCUUUGCCGUCUAUUUGUUUUAUUUUAACUCCUGUCUGAACCCUGUGAUCUACGCCCUGUUUUACCCCUGGUUUAGAAGAGCUGUUAAACUCAUUGUCACUCUGCAGAUACUGCAGCCUGGCUCCUGUGAGGCCAACAUACUGUAG
Molecule: messenger RNA, 981 nt
Organism: Stegastes partitus (bicolor damselfish)
Lineage: Eukaryota; Metazoa; Chordata; Actinopteri; Pomacentridae
Product: trace amine-associated receptor 13c-like
Exons: 2
Coding region: 1-981 (326 amino acids)
Biological process (GO): G protein-coupled receptor signaling pathway
Cellular component (GO): membrane
Molecular function (GO): trace-amine receptor activity
Source: RefSeq, a predicted model, not a curated record